GCGCAGAGAGAACUGCAGGUAUUUCGCCAUUGCUGUAUGAAGAUUUAUCUGGCCUGGCAUUCAGCUGUCAACAAAAAACUUGCGGUGCGGGACGCGGAGCUGCGGGGUCGAGGAAAAGCUCGUCAGCUGCUCCUUGAACCAGUAUCCACCCCUGUCCCUCCCCGGAGAAUACUUUCAUGUGAAUACAGAGUCUACAGACGAGGCAAUUAUGUCCAAUCUCAGCAAAGGCGGCACCAAGAAGGACACCAAAAUGAGGAUAAGGGCCUUUCCUAUGACGAUGGAUGAAAAGUAUGUCAACAAUAUCUGGGACCUACUAAAAAAUGCCAUCCAGGAAAUACAGAGGAAGAACAACAGCGGCCUGAGCUUUGAGGAACUUUACAGGAAUGCCUACACAAUGGUGCUCCACAAACAUGGAGAGAAACUGUACACAGGCCUGCGGGAAGUUGUCACAGAACAUCUAAUCAACAAAGUACGAGAAGAUGUCCUAAACUCUCUAAACAAUAAUUUCCUCCAGACGUUAAAUCAAGCGUGGAACGACCACCAGACUGCGAUGGUGAUGAUCAGAGACAUCCUGAUGUACAUGGAUCGAGUUUAUGUGCAGCAAAAUAAUGUAGAAAACGUCUACAACCUGGGGCUCAUCAUCUUUAGGGAUCAGGUGGUUCGAUAUGGCUGCAUCAGAGACCACCUUCGACAAACCCUGCUGGACAUGAUUGCACGGGAGAGGAAGGGGGAAGUGGUGGACAGGGGGGCCAUUAGAAAUGCCUGCCAAAUGUUAAUGAUCCUUGGCCUUGAAGGAAGGUCUGUUUAUGAAGAAGACUUUGAAGCACCGUUCUUGGAAAUGUCUGCAGAAUUUUUCCAGCUGGAGAGCCAAAAGUUCCUUUCGGAAAACAGUGCGAGUGUGUACAUAAAGAAGGUAGAGGCCAGAAUUAAUGAGGAGAUUGAGCGGGUAAUGCACUGCCUGGACAAGUCGACAGAGGAGCCCAUCGUCAAGGUGGUGGAACGGGAGCUCAUCUCCAAGCACAUGAAGACCAUCGUAGAGAUGGAGAACUCGGGCCUGGUCCAUAUGCUGAAGAAUGGCAAGACGGACGAUUUAGCAUGCAUGUACAAGCUGUUCAGUCGGGUUCCCAAUGGGCUGAAGACCAUGUGUGAGUGUAUGAGCUCAUACCUGCGGGAGCAAGGCAAGGCGCUCGUUUCAGAGGAGGGAGAGGGAAAAAAUCCAGUAGAUUAUAUUCAGGGUUUGUUAGACCUGAAGUCGCGUUUUGACCGUUUCCUCCAAGAAUCUUUCAAUAAUGACCGACUCUUCAAACAAACUAUUGCUGGUGAUUUUGAGUACUUCCUUAACCUCAACUCCCGCUCACCUGAAUAUCUCUCGCUCUUCAUCGAUGACAAACUGAAGAAGGGAGUAAAAGGGCUAACAGAGCAAGAGGUGGAGUCCAUACUGGACAAGGCCAUGGUGUUGUUCCGCUUCAUGCAGGAGAAGGACGUGUUUGAACGGUAUUACAAGCAGCACCUGGCUCGAAGGUUGCUCACCAACAAGAGCGUCUCAGAUGAUUCAGAAAAGAACAUGAUCUCCAAGCUAAAGACUGAGUGUGGCUGUCAGUUCACCUCUAAAUUAGAGGGAAUGUUCCGGGACAUGAGCAUCUCCAACACCACCAUGGAUGAGUUCAGGCAACAUCUUCAGACCACUGGGGUUUCUCUUGGAGGAGUUGAUCUCACUGUGAGGGUCCUGACUACAGGAUACUGGCCUACACAAUCAGCAACACCAAAGUGCAAUAUCCCCCCUUCACCACGUCAUGCAUUUGAAGUUUUCAGAAGGUUUUAUCUCGGUAAGCACAGUGGUAGACAACUCACCUUACAGCACCACAUGGGUUCUGCAGAUUUAAAUGCCACCUUCUAUGGUCCCAUCAAAAAGGAGGACGGGUCAGAAGUGGGAGUGGGCGGCGCCCAGGUGACGGGCUCCAACACCAGAAAGCACAUCCUGCAAGUAUCCACCUUUCAGAUGACCAUUCUCAUGCUUUUCAACAACAGGGAGAAGUCCACUUUUGAGGAAAUCCAGCAGGAGACGGAUAUCCCUGAGAGGGAGCUGGUGCGAGCGCUGCAGUCUCUGGCCUGUGGGAAGCCCACACAGAGAGUUCUCACCAAAGAGCCCAAAUCCAAGGAAAUUGAAAAUGGCCAUGUGUUUACAGUCAAUGACCAGUUUACCUCUAAACUGCACCGGGUCAAAAUUCAGACAGUGGCUGCUAAACAGGGAGAGUCUGAUCCGGAGAGGAAGGAGACGCGACAGAAAGUUGAUGAUGACAGAAAGCAUGAGAUUGAAGCAGCCAUUGUUCGCAUCAUGAAAUCUAGAAAGAAGAUGCAGCAUAAUGUCCUAGUAGCAGAGGUCACACAGCAGUUGCGAGCACGAUUCCUUCCUAGUCCAGUAGUCAUCAAGAAGCGCAUUGAAGGACUCAUUGAGAGGGAAUAUUUGGCAAGAACACCAGAGGACCGCAAAGUGUACACUUAUGUAGCAUAACCAGUAAAUCCACUGAAAGCUAGCUUCAAGUUGAAACUGAGGGCCUUGUUUUUGUGGACUGCUAAGUGUUUGAUGAACUAUGGAAGUGCUCUCAUCAUUCGGGACACACUGGGAAGCUUAACCUUUCUUCCAUAAACGUGUUUUAAAAAAAAAGAAAGAGGGAAAAUCAUGCAAAAGAUGAAGUUUUCUAGCAAUAUUAGAUUUCUUCUGCUGAAGGAAAUGAAAAGAGGGGAAUAUAGUUUUGUAACAAACACACACACAAAAAAAUCCUGUUUCUUGUGGCCUUUGGAGAGACCUGUCUGUUUGCCAAUUAGCUACACACAGUGAAGAAUAGCAAACACAGGGCUACAUGGAGACAGAGAAAACAUCUGAACUCACUCCCCUGUUUUAAAUGUUGAUGUCGAUGUGUUAUGUUUGUUUCGUGGCACAAUAAUGGCUGUACAGGUUGGACAGUCUUGGCCUUUUCCUCACAGAGGAGUUUUAGAUUUAAAUAAAAAGAUUAACUGUGGUAACUGGUGCAGACCUGUUUUACAACCACGGCAAAACGCAUACAUUUUGAAUAUUUCAGAAACGGUGACAGUUUAAUUUAUUUUGAAAGUUUGACUGUUUUGGGGGUUUAUUUUACAUCCUUGGUAGAGUGCACAUCUCUCGCAGCUGACAAAUAUUCAACGCCAUUUUCAGUAACGUGGCCAAGUCUGUACUGGUGAGUAAAGCGAUCAACAGCUGGUGCUUUAAAGCAUACGUUUAUAUUGUGGCUCAAUCGUUGGAAUAAAAGGCCUAAAAAGUCAACAAAUGCAUUGCUUCUCAUGGCACUUUUUUUUUUACUUUUUUUUUUUUUUUACUUUAUGCCUGUGGUGUGAUCAGCCAAAAAUGAUCUGUUCUAAUGAAAGGCUAGAUGUGUUGCAGGUUUCCAAGAUUUUAUUUCCAAAUACAUUUUGAACAGGUGGAACCGGUCACGCACCAUGCUCCAAAUGUGUACAAAUUGUAAAAUAAUAAUUGUACUCUGCGAAGGUGGAUUGUACAGGGCCUUGUUUUCAUCAUAAUAAAUGUAGAGAUAAAAAAAUA
Messenger RNA from Gambusia affinis (western mosquitofish), 3577 nucleotides. It is a transcript of the gene cul3b, whose product is annotated as cullin 3b. Gene Ontology annotation, molecular function: ubiquitin protein ligase binding. NCBI's taxonomy places the organism in Eukaryota, Metazoa, Chordata, Actinopteri, Cyprinodontiformes, Poeciliidae. The transcript has 16 exons. Gene Ontology annotation, cellular component: Cul3-RING ubiquitin ligase complex. Bases 209 to 2512 code for a protein of 767 amino acids. Gene Ontology annotation, biological process: ubiquitin-dependent protein catabolic process; protein ubiquitination. The record is from RefSeq and is a predicted model, not a curated record.